AUGGCUGUUCUGAAAGUAUUAGGUUCGAGUACUAUAUCUCGUAAGUUAAGAAGACAAAGAUUGAAAAGACAUUUAAUAAUAGUAUUAAUAGUGUUAAUUACACUUGUUACCUGGUACACUCAAAGGUAUUCCCAUAAUGUGAAUUCGAAUCAUUUUGUUCACACAAAUCUAUUAGACGAUUCAUUAUCAUUUGGUUCGGAGAAUAAAAGUGCUACGCAGAAUUAUAGAAAAAGCAAUAAUAAUAUCAUAGAGUCAUUAACAAAUGAACAUCAUUAUGCAUCUGAGGUAUCACCAUUCCGUGUUGCUUUUAAGGAAAUAGAAAAUACAAUUAAGAUGCAAUCUAAAAGGCCAUCUUUCUUUCAAUUAUUUCAUAAAACAGAGACUAAGAAUGUAUUAAAUUACUGGAAUAGAUUAAAUAGCACAGAGCAGUGUAAAUAUUUGAUUAAGGGGUUUUAUAAGAUUCCACAUUGGUCAAAUGAAGAUAUUCUUAAGGAGUAUGAAAAUGAUAGUGUUGGUUCUUUAGUCUUUACAUUAAUGGUAGAAAGAUUGAGGGUUUAUGAUUAUUGUUUUAUACAUGGCAAUGAAAAUUUAAAAGAUCUUAUAAGUAAAGAAGAUUUUGAGGAUAUCACCCCUCAAGACUUUAAUAGAAGAAUGUUUCCAUUUAUGAAUUUUCAAAAUUCUGAGUCUGAAUUAAUAUGGCCUACCGUUUAUGAUCUUUCUAAGGGUGAUAUUAUUACUAAUACACUUGUUCAGCCUCCACAAAUCAAAGAUAUUGAUACCUUUAAUGCAAAUUUUUGGCAAAGCUGGGCCAACUAUUCUAAUGGCAAAGGAAUAGUUGUAACAAUGAAAGAUAGUGACAGAAUAAUGUUUUAUAGACAAUUAAAAGUAUUUAAAGCCCUGGGAAAUUCACUUCCCAUACAAGUCAUUACAACAGGAGGUGAACUCUCUGAACAAUUCAUUAAAGAUCUGUCUCAUUACAGUAAACAGCUAGACCAAAAAAUAUAUUUAGUUGAUGUCUCUAAUAUUUUAGAUAAACAAUUUGUUUCAUCUUACAUCCAUAAUUUUUAUAAUAAAUGGGUGGCUCAACUUUUUAAUACUUUUGAAGAAGCUCUAUUUAUUGAUAUUGAUGCUGUUCCAUAUAUUCCGUCACAGGACUUUUUCAAUAUUGAUUCUUACCAAAAAAGUGGUAUUUUGAUGUAUAGAGAUAGAAGCUUAAUUGAGGAGCAUACUUUCAGAAGAUGUACUGAUCUUAUUCAUAAAGUUGAACCUUCUUUAGAAGAAGUUAUAAUGACUAACAGAAAGUUGAUGUUUGAUAUCAAUUGGAGUAAACGAAAUCAACAUGUAGAAGAUAAUAAGUUACCAUCCGUUGAAGCUCUUAUAUAUCGUAACUUCUUUGAAAAGUUGCAGUUGCAUCAUGUUGAUAGUGGAUUAAUUGUUUUCAAUAAAGCAUUAAAGCUAAAUGGAAUAUUAAUGUCGUUUUUCUCUAAUUUAGAUUUUCGUUUGAGAACAUGUAUCUAUGGAGAUAAAGAAGCAACUUGGUUAGGCGAAUUAAUAGCUGGAGAAACGUAUUCAAUUAAUCCAAUGGAGGGUGGUAUAUUAGGGCCAGUUAGUAAUGAAGAAAAUGAAGAUGUAAAUAAAUAUAGCAUAUGUGGUUCUCAGAUUGGUCAUAUAGAUAAAAACCAAAGAUUAUUGUGGUCCAAUGGUGGCUUGAGGAUGUGUAAAUUCUAUGAUACAGCGGCCAGUGAAUUUAAAGCAGACAAAGAAUAUUUUACAUCAAGAUAUAAGACGCCUGAAACCUUACAAAGAAUAUAUGAUUCACCACUUGUUAUCGAUGGUAUUAUUAUACCAGAUCCAAAGAGCAAUCCUUGGUUACAAAUCAGAGAGUGCGCUAAUUACAUGUACUGUGCUUUUGCUACACGUGGAAAGUUUGAUACUAACAAGAAUUCUGGAAAGUUAAUUGAAUUCGAGAAUGAAAAAAAAUUAAAGUACAAAACUCUAUCUGAAUUAUGGAAUGAUAUUAUAUAG
Messenger RNA from Arxiozyma heterogenica, 2025 nucleotides. Its product is annotated as alpha-mannosyltransferase. Gene Ontology annotation, cellular component: Golgi apparatus. Gene Ontology annotation, biological process: protein O-linked glycosylation. Gene Ontology annotation, molecular function: alpha-1,3-mannosyltransferase activity. NCBI's taxonomy places the organism in Eukaryota, Fungi, Ascomycota, Saccharomycetes, Saccharomycetales, Saccharomycetaceae. The transcript has a single exon. The record is from RefSeq and is a predicted model, not a curated record. The coding region runs from base 1 to 2025 and encodes 674 amino acids.